Molecule: messenger RNA, 2777 nt
Organism: Elaeis guineensis (African oil palm)
Lineage: Eukaryota; Viridiplantae; Streptophyta; Magnoliopsida; Arecales; Arecaceae
Product: F-box/WD-40 repeat-containing protein At5g21040
Molecular function (GO): protein binding
Source: RefSeq, a predicted model, not a curated record
CCAGGGACCUAACGAAUCGAUACGAAGGAAAAAACGAAGACCUCCAUGUUUCUUUGCCCCAGAAUUCGCUGAGGGCGAGCGCUCGAGAGAUCUUCGAGGUCCGAUCAAAGAAUUUCUAGGGUUUCUUCUGUGGUCUUAAGGUUUCCAUCUCUUGGAAAUCGAACCCCGGAUUUGGAUCUGGAGGUAUUUCUCCCCGCGCUUUCCUUCCUUUUGUCAGAUUUCUAUUUUAUUUCUUAGCUUUGGAUCUACGAGUUCGACUGGGGUAGGUUUCCGACCAGGAGAGUCUAGUUUCCCUCGACAUUACGAUUUCUAGGGUUAGGGUUUCUUUGUUUUGUUGACUUUUUUGGAGGCUAGGGUUAGGAUUUCCUGUUAGUUUUGGUGGGUCGCUGUUUCGAGGUCUGCAGUGUUCCAAAGUUGAUUCGGAGCUGUUGAAUGCUUCCAAAUUUGGGGUUUUAUUGAGAAGAUUUUGUGAGGUUGGGAUUGUCUGGCCCUUUGAUUAAAUUUUACGGUAUCCAGGUUGAAGGAUUAGGUUUUUCUUGGGGUUCGGUUCAGCUUCUUUUGUCUAAAACGAAAAAAAAAGUAAAAAAAUCUAGAUAUAUUGCUUAAAAUUCUAUUUGAAGAAGGGAACAAGGUGUUAUUUUUCGCUUUUUAUAGCUCCAAACACAAUAUUUAGGUUGUAAAUUAUUGAAUCUGCAAUAAAAAAAAAAGGGUAUCUUUUAGGGAUUUUGCGCUACAAUUUGCUGUAAGGGAGACUGCUCUAAAAGGUUACCCGGUCCCGGGUUUCUGUCUUUUAUGGCCCUGGAAUGCCAGGAGGUAGGAGAGGCAUCACCAAAGAAUUCUUUCAGUAAUCCGUGGGGCAAAGAGAUCACUGGACCCAGCACCACAGACUAUUUUCCUUCUGCCAGUUCAAAAACCAAUUCCCAUAAGAAAUCCCAGAACAAAUCUGUCAUACCAAAAAUUGUUUCAGCUUUCCCUUCGAAGAAAGCUGAAACAAAGUCUGGAAGCACAGGAAAUGAUAAUGCGGGUCCUAAUGGCGGCAAUCGGUCUUUCACCGAUCUUCCUUCUGCUUUGGUGUCCGAGAUCCUCCGCCGUCUUGAUGCCAAAGAGCUUGGAAUCGUCUCCUGUGUCUCUACCCUUCUCCACAGCUUAGCAUCGGAUCAUCAUGGCUGGAAGGAUUUCUAUUGCAACAGAUGGGGCCCGCCUCUGGGUCUGAAUGCUUCUCCAGUGUCAGGCUCUCCGAACCAGAAGUCUUGGAAAGAACUCUUUGUGGAGAGGGAGUUCAGGAGCAAGGCAUUCAUGGGGCGUUUCAGCAUUGAUGCGCUCCAUGGUCACACAGAGGCUGUUCGUGCCGUAUUUCUUCUGCAGUCGGCAAAGCUCAUAUUCACUGGAGGGUAUGAUUCUGUGAUUCGUAUGUGGGACAUGGAAGAAGGCUUGUCAGUUGCAGUGUCUCGUCCGCUUGGUUGUACCAUCCGAGCUAUUGCAGCUGAUUCUGAGCUUUUGGUAGCUGGCGGAACAGAUGCUUUUCUCCAGUGCUGGAGGGCAAUUGAAGGGAAUCCCCAUGUGUUUGACAUCACAGGUUCUACCAUGAACCAGAAUUAUGACUUCCGUCUUUGGGGGCAUGAAGGUCCUAUUACUUGCCUUGCGUUGGAUUCCUCCAGAAUUUACAGUGGCUCAUGGGACAUGAGCGUUCGUGUAUGGGACCGGGCUCAAUUGAAGUGCUUGAGGACCUUGAGGCAUGGAGACUGGGUGUGGGCUCUUGCUCCUCGUGGCGGCACAAUUGCUAGCACGGCUGGUAAAGAUGUCUAUGUUUGGGACAUUGAGCGUGGAGACCCAAUAAGCGUAAUCAGUAAUGCUCAUGUGGGCAAUGCACAUUCUUUAACCCGCAGCCACUUGGGGGAUCUUUUGUUUACAGGUGGGGAAGAUGGUGUCAUUCACAUGUUUGAGAUUGCUGAAAACUGUGAUGAUGAAGACAUCAGGCCGGCUGCUACUUGGAUUCCCCAUAAUGGUCCGGUACAUUCUCUUGCUUUCGAGUUUCCUUGGCUUGUGUCCUCUUCAAGUGAUGGUAGACUUGCCCUGAUUGAUGUGAGGAAACUGUUAAAGUCAAGCCAAUGUUCCUUAUCAAGGCAAGGCUUCAGGGUUAAGCAGUCUUCUCCAGAUGUGGUGGAACCUCCACAGAGAAUGCUGCAUGGAUUUGGGUGCAAUCUAUUCUCUGUGGAUAUUGGUGCUGAUAGGAUCAUAUGUGGUGGUGAGGAAGGUGUGGUUAGGGUCUGGAACUUCUCACAGGCACUGGAGAUUGAGAAAAGGGUUCAAGCUCUGCGAAGCAUCAGGCAGGAGAACCGGAUGAGGCGGCGCAAGGCUCAGAUUGAAAUGACUGGCAACCCUGGGCGAACUGACCAGUGUUCGGUUGCAGCUAAGAGGAAUCAAUUGAAUGGGGACCGGAAUGGUGUUUGGCAUAGUAAGCGUGGUGUGAGCGGGAAGCUCAAGGCCUAGAGAUAGGGAUUUCAAUCACACACUUGAAUUUCUAAACACUCAUUUAUCUGAAAGUUGUAGAAUGAUACAAGUCUUUCAGUUUCAGCUUAGUACGUAGCUUUCUUUAACUUGAAUUUCUUCAUUCUAGUUUGCUGUUGUAUUCUGAUGCUGCCUUUACUUAAUACAGAUCAUUAAUAGCCCUUUCUUUUGGUCACAAGCUUUGCUUGUUGUAUUCUCCUGACCGUCUGAGAAAUCCUCUUAAUGAUCUACACGUAGUGCAAGUUGUUGGUGAACUGGGUUUUGUUUGU